Dacryopinax primogenitus is the source of this 1017-nucleotide messenger RNA. RefSeq names its product NADP-binding protein. The transcript is spliced from 5 exons. The record is from RefSeq and is a predicted model, not a curated record. The coding region runs from base 1 to 1017 and encodes 338 amino acids. NCBI's taxonomy places the organism in Eukaryota, Fungi, Basidiomycota, Dacrymycetes, Dacrymycetales, Dacrymycetaceae. Gene Ontology annotation, molecular function: oxidoreductase activity, acting on the CH-OH group of donors, NAD or NADP as acceptor.
AUGUCUUCAACUUCCUCAAACGUGGUCUUCGUCACCGGCGGCAACGGCUUCGUAGGCAGCGCAACCGUGCUUGAGCUCAUCAAGCGGGGAUACAAAGUCAAGGGCAGCAUUCGCUCGCAAGCCAAGGCAGACGCGUUCAACAAGAUGUACCCAACCGAGUCAAAGUCGAUCGAAAGGGUCGUCGUCCCUGACCUGAUGGACGAGCAAAGGAUGACCUCCGCCCUCUCCGGCGUAGACUACGUGAUCCACAUGGCCUCUCCUUUCCACAUGAACUUUACAAACAACGUCGAAGAGAUGCUCAAGCCCGCGCGGGAGCUGACGCUCUACUCGCGCAUCAAGCGGGUGGUGCUUACGAGCAGCUUUGUGGCGGUUUGGGAUCUGAUGAAGGGGAAUGGGCUUUGGCCUGAACAUACGUAUACAGCUGAGGACUGGAACCCUGCGACGUGGGAGCAGGCGGCCGGGGCCGCGCAUCCAUUGUUUGUCUACUCUGCUUCCAAGAGCCUGGCGGAAAAGGCAGCAUUCGAUUUUGUCGAGAAGGAGAAACCUGGAUUCUCGAUCACGACUUUCUGCCCGCCUUUCAUCUGGGGCCCGCCUGGUCAGCCUGAUCUCACACUGGGGAACUUGAAUACCUCUACGUGGGUCUUGUGGUGGACUCUUAGCGGCCAGGCGAAGGAGAUUGACGAGACUGGCUUGCCUGUCUUUGUCGAUGUCCGUGAUCUUGCGUAUCUGCAAGUUGCUGCUCUGACAAACGACAAAGCCAAGAACCAGCGCUACCUCGCCAUCUCCGACGAAUGGUACAUGGAGCAGCUGGUCAAUAUCGUAAAAGAGGAAUUCCCCCAUCAGGCAUAUCGUCUACCUCCGACGGUGAGGACCAGGGGUCCGGACCACUUUGGGUAUGACGUGGCUAAGACCGAGCGGGUCUUUGACAUCGAGUUGAUCCCUUUGCGGAAAACUGUUGUGGAGACCAUGAAGUUCUUGUUUGACAAGGAGAGCGUGGAGAAGGCCGGAGAGGCAUAG